Olea europaea var. sylvestris is the source of this 791-nucleotide messenger RNA. Its product is annotated as glycine-rich RNA-binding protein GRP1A-like. The coding region runs from base 145 to 615 and encodes 156 amino acids. The record is from RefSeq and is a predicted model, not a curated record. Lineage: Eukaryota; Viridiplantae; Streptophyta; Magnoliopsida; Lamiales; Oleaceae. Gene Ontology annotation, molecular function: RNA binding. The transcript has 2 exons.
UAUCUAAACCCUAGCCUCGCACGUCUAUAUAAACACUCCUUUCCCCCACCCACUUUUAUCGCUCAUUUUCUUUGAGGCGGGCUUUCUUCCGUCUUUUUCUUUUCUCCCAUUUUCGUUUUUCCAUCUGCAAAAGAAUUUGCAUCAAUGGCUGCUGCAGAUGUUGAGUAUAGAUGCUUUGUCGGUGGACUCGCAUGGUCCACUAGCAACGAGUCACUAGAGCAAGCUUUCUCUCAAUUCGGCGUAGUCGUCGAUUCCAAGAUCGUGAAUGACCGUGAGACCGGAAGAUCGAGGGGUUUCGGAUUCGUUACCUUCAAGGACGAGCAGUCAAUGAGAGAUGCCAUCGAGGGGAUGAACGGCCAGGAUCUUGAGGGCCGUAAUAUAACCGUAAACGAGGCACAGUCCCGCGGCAGUGGCGGCGGAGGUGGCGGAUUCCGUGGGGGCCACCGUGAGGGAGGUUAUGGCGGUGGCGGUGGCGGUGGCGGUGGCCGAGGCUAUGGCCGCCGUGAGGGAGGCUAUGGCGGGGGCAAUGGCUAUGGGGGUGGUGGUCGUGGUGGAUACGGGGGUGGUGACCGUGGCUACCGAAGCGGGGGCGGUUCUGAUGGAAACUGGAACUAAGUCCUUAUGAUUACAGUAGUUUGAUCAGUAUUUUCAAUUGUAGUUUGUUUGGGUUUAUUGUUUCCUGGUACCGUCUUUAUUCAGAUCUUAAUCGCAGUUUUACUUUGUCUAUCUGUUUAAAUCAAUAUUUACAAGAGUUCCGUUAAUGAAAGUAGAUUGAGGUUUUUACGAAUUAA